AAACAAAAAAAAAAAAAAAAUGUCCGAAAAAAACAAUUUAAAUGAAAAUAUGUUAAGUGAAAAAGAAAAAGCUCUUGCCGGACUUCCAUAUUCAGGAUUUUCCGAAGAAUUAAUUAAUGAUCGGUUUAAAGCUAGAGAAAUACUUUAUAAAUUUAAUAAUUCUAAACCAAUUCGUUUUAAAACUGAUGAAUAUCGUGAAAGAGAAAACAUUUUUCGACAAUUAUUUGGUAGUGUUGGUAAGGAUGUUGAAAUUGAACCACCAUUCUAUUGUGAUUAUGGAUAUAAUAUUCAUAUUGGGGAUAAUUUUUUUUGUAAUUUUAAUUGUACAAUAUUGGACUGUAAUAAAGUUGAAAUUGGAGAUCGUGUUCUAUUUGGACCAAAUGUUUCACUUUACCCCGUAUCUCAUCCUAUACAACCUGAAGAAAGAGUAAAUGGUCCUGAACUUGCGUUCCCCAUAAAGAUUGGAAAUGAUGUAUGGAUUGGUGGUGGAGUUACUAUUUGUCCAGGAAUUACCAUCGGAGAUGGGGUAACUGUUGGUGCAGGAUCUGUGGUUACAAAAGACGUUCCGCCAUAUGUAGUAGUUGCUGGUAAUCCUGCUAAAAUAAUUAAACAUUUAGAAAGAAAAACAAAAAUUUAAAAUAAAUUUUAUUUGUUAUUAUUAAAUUUAAAACAAUGAAUUUAUUAACCCUGUGUAAUUAUAUAAAAUCUGAAAUAAUUAUUUCGAAUUUUUAUAAAACUACUUAUUCGCGAAGCAUCCCAA
Messenger RNA from Rhizophagus irregularis DAOM 181602=DAOM 197198, 760 nucleotides. RefSeq lists its product as uncharacterized. Gene Ontology annotation, molecular function: acetyltransferase activity. NCBI's taxonomy places the organism in Eukaryota, Fungi, Glomeromycota, Glomeromycetes, Glomerales, Glomeraceae. The record is from RefSeq and is a predicted model, not a curated record.